CUCUCUUUUGUUGUAAAAUUAUUCCACUUGACCAAGACUUUGCUUCGUUUUACACUCAUUAAGCCUUUCCUUGUUAACAUGGGUCGAAUUAAGAAGACUCAGAAAGAGUAAAGCUCUGACGCGCAACUCGUUCUAUAACUCCACCUUCUGUCUCGGCGGCUCUUGUUUCAAGUACAACCGUUUCCAUUUCGUUAACAAGUGAAUCAAUGAACAGAGAGAGAGAGAUGGAGAUUAGAGAAGAUCACCAUGAAGAGGAUACAACCACAGCACUCUAUGAGGCAGCAGUUGCAGGCUCAGUAUCAUCUUUGAAAAGAUUGAUCCAGAAAGAUCCUCUCAUACUCAACAAAGUUUCACUCACUCAUUUCAGCGAAACUCCGCUCCACAUCUCAGCUCUGCUCGGCCACUUUGAUUUCACCAAAGCUGUUCUUACUCAUAACUCGAGACUUGCCACCGUGAGGGACUCCUUGAGACGGCCGCCGCUCCUCUUGGCAUCUUCCGAGGGCCAUAAGGAGACUGUCCAAGCUCUUCUGAAAGCCUACCCGGACGCUUGCUUGUUUCGGGAUCAAGACGGUAGAAUUCCUCUUCACUAUGCCGCUAUGAGAGGACACGUUGAGGUCUUAGCUGAACUGAUGCGCGCAAAGCCCGAAUCAGUCGCAUUAAGGGUUCUUGAUAGAGGAUACACAGUUUUCCACUUAUGUGUUACAUAUAACCAAUUAGAAUGCUUGAAGCUACUGGUGGAAGAGGUAGGAGACAAUAGAGACCUCCUCAAUGCUAGAGCUGGAUGUGAUGGUGGUAUGAUCAUCCUCGAAUUAGCUGUGAUGCUUAGGCAAAUUGAGACCAUAAAAUACUUGCUUUCGCUACCUGCUGUACGAGCAGAACUAAAUGCUGGACAUGGGAAGGCGUUAAACAUGCUAGAAAAUAGUCCAAGAGACUUCGUAAGCUUGGAAAUUCAACGAGUUUUGAUGGAUGCUGGUAUCACAACAAAUGGAAGGAAUGAAAAUGAGCCACAACUACCAAUGCCAAAAAACAAAUCAAAGAAAGAUAAAAAAAAGGGUCGGAAAAGUGCAAAAAAGUUGAAUGAGAAAAGCAGUAAGGGUGAGAAUUGGGUGGAAGAGAAACGCGGCAUGCUGAUGGUCGUGGCUACCAUGAUCUCAGCAAUGACAUUCCAAGCUACAAUUAAUCCACCAGGUGGGUUUUGGCAAGAAAUGAACACCAAUACGACUUUUAAUGGAGCAUCUGUUUGCAAUGUAACAAACCCUUGUGUUGCCGGAACUGCAGUAACAAGCUACAUGCAUCCGGAUUACUUCAACAACUUCCAGUUUUGCAAUACCGUCUGCUUCUUUUUUUCUUUGAGCAUCACUCUUUUGCUUAUAAGCGGAUUUCCUCUCCAUAAACGACUACUGAUCUGGCUCUUGUCAGUAGCGAUGUGUCUCACUCUCACAUUCUUGACGCUGGCCUUCACUCAAGGUACAAUGAUGGUACCAAAACAUGUUAAUAGUGAUGGUCUCACUAUCACUAACAUGAUAAAUAUUAGUUCUGUCUCAUUGUUUUGGGUACCACUGCUUGUACUGGUCAUUGUAUAUCACACUAUUCGACUUCUCGUUUGGCUCGUAAAGAAGUUGUGGCGCCUAAUCUACAAGAUGAUGAGCAGCAACAGUGCAAAUCCACAUCAGCCUCCCAUAAACUCUCAUGAGAUCAGUUCGUACGUAUAAGUGGACUGAGAUGAUCGAUACUCGAUCUGUUGGCAUGUUUGCUUGAUAAAACAAUCAAACUAUCAAGCUAGCUAGUCAUUGGC
This is a messenger RNA of Rosa rugosa (rugosa rose), 1795 nucleotides long. RefSeq lists its product as uncharacterized. Lineage: Eukaryota; Viridiplantae; Streptophyta; Magnoliopsida; Rosales; Rosaceae. Gene Ontology annotation, molecular function: protein phosphatase 1 binding; protein phosphatase regulator activity. Gene Ontology annotation, cellular component: plasma membrane. The coding region runs from base 207 to 1712 and encodes 501 amino acids. The record is from RefSeq and is a predicted model, not a curated record. The transcript has 2 exons.